Molecule: messenger RNA, 1887 nt
Organism: Nerophis lumbriciformis (worm pipefish)
Lineage: Eukaryota; Metazoa; Chordata; Actinopteri; Syngnathiformes; Syngnathidae
Source: RefSeq, a predicted model, not a curated record
CCCAGAAUGGCUCAAAAGGAAAAACUGCAGUGCCUGAAGGACUUCCACAAGGACACUCUGAAGCCGUCUCCCGGCAAGAGUCCCGGAACCCGACCCGAAGACGAGGCCGAGGGCAAGCACCCCCAGCGAGAGAAGUGGGCCAGCAAGCUGGACUUUGUCCUGUCUGUCGCCGGCGGAUUCGUUGGUUUAGGGAACGUCUGGCGCUUCCCGUACCUCUGCUACAAAAAUGGCGGAGGUGCUUUCCUCAUCCCCUACUUCAUCUUCCUGUUUGGCGGAGGCCUCCCGGUUUUCUUCCUGGAGGUGGCACUGGGUCAGUUCACCUCUGAGGGUGGCAUCACCUGCUGGGGAAAGUUGUGCCCCAUCUUUACCGGAAUCGGUUAUGCCUCCAUCAUCAUCGUUUCCCUGCUGAACAUCUACUACAUCGUCAUCCUGGCCUGGGGAGUCUACUACCUAUUUCAGUGUUUCCAGCCCGAACUCCCGUGGGCCAAGUGUAACCAGCCCUGGAACACGGAACGCUGCAUCGAGGACACCUACCGCAAGAACAAAAGCCUCUGGCUGCCUUCCAACUUCUCCAACUUUACUUCCCCUGUCACAGAGUUCUGGGAGCACAAAGUGUUGGGCAUCAGCAGCGGCAUUGAAGACAUGGGCCCAGUCAAGUGGGACCUGGCUCUCUGUCUCUUGCUGGUCUGGGUCAUCUGCUUCUUCUGCAUCUGGAAGGGUGUUAAGUCCACCGGGAAGGUUGUGUACAUCACGGCCACGUUCCCGUUCGUCAUGCUCAUCGUUCUGCUGAUUCGUGGCGUCACUUUGCCCGGUGCCUCCGAGGGUAUCAAGUUCUACUUGUACCCUGAUCUCGCCCGCCUCAAGGACCCAGAGGUGUGGAUUGACGCCGGCACCCAGAUCUUCUUCUCCUAUGCCAUCUGUUUGGGCGCCAUGACAUCCCUGGGCAGUUACAACAAGUACAAAUACAACUGCUACAGGGACUGUUUGCUGCUGGGAGCCCUCAACAGUGGCACCAGUUUUGUGUCCGGCUUCGCAAUAUUUUCCGUCCUGGGCUUUAUGGCGCAAGAGCAAGGGGUGAACAUUGCGGAUGUGGCAGAGUCAGGUCCCGGCUUGGCCUUCAUUGCCUACCCCAAAGCCGUAACCAUGAUGCCUUUCCCCACACUCUGGGCCAUCCUCUUCUUCAUCAUGCUCCUGCUGCUUGGCCUCGACAGUCAGUUUGUGGAGGUGGAAGGGCAGAUCACAUCACUGGUGGAUCUGUAUCCGUCCUUCCUACGGAAGGGUUACCGCAGAGAGGUCUUCAUCGCUAUCAUAUGCUGCAUUAGUUACCUGCUGGGACUCACCAUGGUUACCAAGGGUGGCAUGUACGUGUUCCAGCUUUUUGAUUACUAUGCAGCGAGCGGUGUGUGCCUUCUGUGGGUGGCAUUCUUUGAAUGUGUAGCUGUUGCCUGGGUUUAUGGCGUUGAUAACUUCUACGAUGCUGUGGAGGACAUGAUCGGCUACAGACCAAACCCUUGGAUGAAAUGGAGCUGGUCUGUCAUCACUCCCGUCUUGUGCGUGAGCUGCUUUAUUUUCUCUCUGGUCAAAUACAAGCCGCUGACGUACAACAAAGUGUAUGAGUACCCUGACUGGGCCAUCGGAGUGGGUUGGACUCUGGCUUUGGCCUCCAUGAUCUGUAUCCCAAUGGUGGUGGUCAUCAAGAUCAUACGAUCCGACGGGCCUCUUAUCGAGAGGAUCAAGGCGGUGGCCGCCCCAGUCCGCGGCGGCGCCAGCUCCCGUCCGGCCGACCACCGCGGCCCACGGGAGCAGGCCUACCCCGUGGAUCCCAACGGGAACAAGGGAUUGCUGAUGAAGGGCCCUAGCCACACCAUCGUAGAAACCAUGAUGUAA